UGGUUUUAUUUAGGACCCCGGGGGAAGCAGCAGAGCGUGGCUGGGAGGCGAUACUUGUGCGUUUAUAUACUGAGCGCUCACUGCACCAACUACUCACUGGCACAUCUCUCCCCUCAGCGCACGGCUCAAUACAGACAGCGCAGAGACACUGUGUAGUGAAUAGAGACAGUGCAGAGAGACUGUGUAGGGCUGAAUAGAGAGUCCAGGAUUAGAGACAGACAGUGCAGGAGUAGCAGUAGCGAGAGGCGCACGCAGUGCAGGGACAGAUCAGUGAGAGGCGCAAAGCGCACGGACAGUUGAUGAGAGGGAGCGGCGCAGAGAAGUAAAGGCUACAAAGCGCACAGACAGUUGAAGGAGUGAAGUUGAGUGACACACAGACAGGACAGAAGAAGUCCGGUGCUUAUGUACAACAAGCAGCGCUACAUUGGGCUGGGAUGACAGGCGCGGCGCUAGUGCAGAGUUGAGACGCACGACUGGAACAUCCCACACACUCGCGAUCCGCUUGUACCGACCAACACCUGCGACUCUCCGCCCCCCAUGGACUUGUCUCCGGACUCGCCGCCUCUCAUUCUUCUCUGAUGGAAAAGUCGCAGGAGCUUUGUGUGAUGUUUAAACCCCUCCAGCCACCGGCAAUGGAGCUUCUACCCCACCAGCCCCGGGAUCUGCUGUGAGAGGGUCGCGACCCCCCAAACUCCACGUGUUCAGUAUUUGUACCCACCGGGGUCGCCCGCGGAAACCCACCGACUCAUCGAUCCCUAGAGCGGAGCAUCGGAGCAGUCACUUCUCACAGUAAGGCUGCUGUGUUUAGCUGCAUUGCUGGGGACUGUGCAUCACCUGAACUGCUUGCCAGAGGAGCUGACGCUUUAUCUCCCCACCAGGAAGGAUACCAUCUAUUUUGUAUUAUUAUUAUUAUUAUUAAUAAUAAUUCUCUUCCGUUCACCUAAACGUGGUGAUUUCAAGGCCGUCCAAAUGCAGUUUCAACUCUUUUCAUUCGCCCUGAUCAUCCUGAACUGUGUGGAUUACAGUCACUGCCAAGCCUCCCGCUGGAGACGGAGCAAGAGAGCCAGCUAUGGGACCAACCCGAUAUGCAAAGGUUGCCUGUCCUGCUCAAAAGAUAAUGGGUGCCUCCGCUGCCAGCCAAAACUGUUUUUCUUUCUGCGAAGAGAAGGUAUGAGGCAGUAUGGAGAGUGUCUGCAGUCCUGCCCUCCGGGAUACUAUGGAGUCAGAGGACCUGAUAUGAACAGGUGUUCCAGAUGCAGAAUUGAAAAUUGCGACUCUUGUUUUAGUAGAGAUUUUUGCAUAAAGUGCAAAUCGGGCUUUUACUCCCUCAAGGGGCAAUGCUUUGAAGAAUGCCCAGAAGGAUUUGCACCACUGGAUGAUACCAUGGUGUGUGUGGAUGGCUGCGAAGUAGGGCCAUGGAGUGAAUGGGGCACAUGCAGCCGAAAUAACAGAACGUGCGGUUUCAAAUGGGGCCUGGAGACCAGAACGCGACAAAUUGUGAAGAAACCAGCAAAAGACACCAUCCCCUGCCCAACUAUUGCUGAAUCCAGAAGAUGUAAGAUGGCAAUAAGACACUGCCCUGGAGGAAAGAGAACUACAAAGAAGAAGGACAAGAGGAACAAGAAGAAGAAAAAGAAGUUACUGGAGAGGGCCCAAGAGCAGCACAGUGUCGUCCUUGCUACAGACCGGUCUAGCCAAUAGAGACAGAUCCUUACAUUUUUCUUUUUUGCUAAGUGCACAACGGCUGCUACAUGCUCUUGCACACGAAUGAACUGCGGAACCGCUGCUUUAACAGUAUUGGUUGCAAAUAACAUGUGAACCGAUUCACAAGGUUGUUUGUGUUAUUUAUACAUUUUUAAUUUUUUUUUCCUCAAUCCGGAACUUCCAAAAAGGAGUGAACGCUGAGUUGAAUCAGUGUUGUAGUUGGGACAAAGAAUUUUUUGUUUUAAUUAUUGUUUCUUCGGUUUUUAUUGUAGUGCCUGUGAGGGGCACUGGCAGAAUUCUUUUUGGAAAAGGAACUGUUGUAGAAAUUGCAGAAGCGAUCUACAACUACUCGGACUUGUGUAUAUUUCUGUGAAAGGAAAAAAAACAGAAUAAAGAAACCCCUUGGUGGGACCGACCCAAUAUCAAUUUUUUUUGCUUGUUUUACAUACUGUACAUUUCACGAUUGUACAUGAAAUAUUUGUUUAGGUGAUGUUUGUUCCCAGCGCCUAUUUUAUUAAAACAGUUGUAUAAUGAAACUGUUUAAGCUAAUAUACUGUACUACAGAGGUAACUGCUUAUUGUCCCUUGUAGCCUAUUGGUUAUUUGUACAUAGUGCUGAGAAGCUACACAUAAUAAACUUAUUUACUGUGUAA
Xenopus laevis (African clawed frog) is the source of this 2356-nucleotide messenger RNA. It is a transcript of the gene rspo2.L, whose product is annotated as R-spondin 2 L homeolog. The record is from RefSeq and is a predicted model, not a curated record. NCBI's taxonomy places the organism in Eukaryota, Metazoa, Chordata, Amphibia, Anura, Pipidae. Gene Ontology annotation, cellular component: extracellular region. The transcript has 6 exons. Gene Ontology annotation, biological process: dorsal/ventral axis specification; BMP signaling pathway. The coding region runs from base 970 to 1701 and encodes 243 amino acids.